AAAUCCUGGUAGCAACAUUGUGCAGUAUGAGCGAACCAUUUCACCAAAAAAAGGGGAAGCAAGGCAAGAUGUGGCUGCAGCGGUCCGCAGACGUGACUUCUGAUCAAAUUCAAACCUCCUCCUAAAGAAACAAAGAGCGACAUUACAUUGCGGGAUGACGUCACCUGAAAAUGACCAAUAGCGCGGCGCGCUGCUGAGCUGCAUGCCAACCGCUCUUUUUUUCAUGCAGGAGACUGAAGUUGGCUUCGCUAACGGACACAGUUUUGAACUCGUAUAUUAGCGCCAUUUAUAGCUGCUUGGACCACAGCAUCUUCGGAAUUUGUAGACAUCCUGGCAGUUUACAAUUAGUUCAAGGUGAGGGUGCUGACCCAAAUCUGUGUGGACCAGAACGUACCAAAGAGAACUACAACUCUGCUGUUGAUCGCCUCCAGAUUGACAAUACACCAGACGUCGAAGGAGUGAAGUUCAGACAUCUCGGAAAUGGGGGACAGCAUAAGGAGUUCCAUUACUAAGGUGCUGCCGGACCUGUCUGCCUUAAUCCUUGAAAUUGUACUAGAGACACUACAAUCAUUAGGAGUGGAGACAUCUGAGGACUUGCAGUUCAUCAGUGAGACUGAUCUGAACUCUGUCCUGAGACCAGUUCAGGCAAGAAAACUGCUGGCUGCUUGGAAACAAACCACACCAAAUAUGGAAAUUUCAAGCCAGGCCAGCAUAUCGUCUCCAUCUUCUUGCUCCUCAUUUUCUGCCUCACCCAGUCCAAUAUAUUCUCUAGACUGGGUAGAUAACUUUAGAAUUCCAAGUGAAGAUUUUCCAGAAGACUUGAUCCAGUGUCUUCAGAGAGAGAAAAGACCAAAGCCUCGAUUGCGGAGGGAGAUGAUCCGCAUUAUUGUGAAGGAGAUGAUGAAAGCCUGUGCCUCUCCAAGUAGAAGAGCCUCGACUGAAAUUGCAAAAAAACUGGUUGCGAUGUAUCCCAAGUCACUGCAGGAUGUCAUAGAGGGGGAAGUGGUAGGACAGGGGUACCACUCUUUGGUAAAACAGAUUCAGGCACGAAUUGAAAAUGUGAAGAGGUCUACUUCACCAGUGUUACAGAAGCGCAAACAGGGAGGAUCAGAUGACACCGAUGAAGUCACACCUGAAAAGCGAGCAUCUGUUCAAGACACAUAUGGCUGCAUAAAGUGGGACAUGAAGUUUUUGCCAGUCAGUGAGACACUGGAAACCCAGCAGGAGAAGAAGGAACGUAUGAAGAUUCUCAGUGAACAGACAAGCUUCAGUCAUGAAGAAGUAAAAACUCUAAUGAAAUGCACCUACUACUCUCAGCGCAAAGCAAUAAACAGCGGAGCAGACAUGCAAACCCUCAAAGAAGAGUGGCCUUAUUUGUUUCAGGCGAUUGGAAUGACAGUCCAUUUUGAAGAACUUACUGGGGUACCGCUGAAAGAGACUUUCCUCACCAGUCUAGAAAAGAAGGGAAAACGGCUUCUGGACUUUCUGAAAACCACUUGUGCAGACAAGAGCAAGCGUGUCUUGGAGGCUGUCAUAAAGCUUCGAAUGCAGAGGGGACAGCUGAAGGGCUGCUCAGAAGACCUGAAAGAUAUGAUGCUCCUCCUCCUCUCCUAUUUCGAUGAAAAAGAGGAGACCCUCUUCCACUAUGUUGAUGAAACAUGUCUGGCAAAAGAAGUCCAAGUGGAAAGCCUGCCUGUGACACCAUGUAUCAUUGUUUGUGGAUCCUCCUGCUUUGCAUCGAGACUGUUCAUGCUCAGCAUUGACCACAAAGUUGUAAAUGACCAAAUGACUGACUUCAUCUCUGCAAUCUGUCUGAUGCUUGGUAGCUACUACUGCCUGAACAUCCACUAUCCCCUGGAACUUGGCUCCACACUUGAAUUCCUUCAGAGGUGUUUCUUCAACAUUAACCCAGAGAAGGGAACAAAAGUUGAAAAAACUAAGAAGAAGACACUGCAUGUGAACCCAAGAGUACUCACCCUCAUCGCCGAUCUCUCUGAUCACGAGUGGCGAGAGACUGUUUAAAGACAUUUUGAACAGAUCGGUACAGUCAGCUUAACUGUACCUUGACUGGGAACUACUGUGUUGUUUAUGUUUUCAGUUAUCCCAGCUGAUAUUGAGUACUGUACUCUUACCUGAUUUCUGUUAUCACAGGCAUGCUUUUCAGAGGUUUUUACCAUAUAUCUUUAAACAAUCCCUCUAACUAGGGAUUGUUACUGAGAACUGUACUUUUGAUGUUUCAGAGAUGUUCUAUAUUCUAUACAAGAGUUUAAACUAUUUGAAUUUUGUAUUGCCCUAAUUAGCAAACAAGUUAAGUGUUGCACUGAACUGUUAACAUUGAAAUUGAAAAUGGUUAAUAUACAUUUGUUAGUUGACUUUAAGUGUAGAGCUUAAGCAGUUUUGGCUUUCUUUUUUCAUAAUGCCAGGAGAAGCUUUACAUGCUUGUUUUGCCUUUAUUUGUUUAAAGCAAUAUAUUUGACUAGCAGCAAGUGUGUGGAGGUCAAAAUAUGUUCAAGACAAUAAAAAUGUCAGUGAAGGACAUCUGAAAUUUUGUUGCAGUGGUUUUCUGAUGCAUGUGUUUUAAGGGUUAAGGGUGGUGGCACAGCUAAGACCCAAGAGUCUCUUUCAAGGUUAGUAAAGUAAACAGAUUCAAGAAGAUAUUUUACACAUUUCUCUGUUGUCUGUCUCUAAAUCUUAUUUUGUCUUUAUUAUGAUUAAAAAUGUUUGUUUUGUUCCUGCCCUUUUCAGACACUGAAUUUGAGCAGAAACCAUAAGGAUACUCAAAGGACCUGUGACUCUCAGGAAAUGCAUCAAGUGAGAGUGACAGAUGAAACAGUUUCAAGACAAUGGCAGGUAAAGCAUGCUGAAGAUUGAAACAAACCUUGGCUGGAAAUAUUUGAAGGUAUCUAGCCGGUCCACAAUGAAAGUUUCGUUGCCCCCCAUGAGUCUUCUGGCAGAAAUGAUGGUGCCUGUAUUCUUUGGUUUCCCUAAACAUCACACCCUGCCUGUUUAUAUGAGGCUCUUCAAUUAAGUCUGCACCCAAAGAUUCAAUAAGAGAGGGGAUCCUGUCAGUCCAAAGUGAACUCCUGAUGGACAUUGAAGUACUCCUGCAGAGCUUGUAUCUUCGACACCAUGCGCAUUAGAAACUCCACUGAGUCCUUUCCUUCACUAAGGCAGGACCCAGUGACUCAUUACUGUUUAUAGGGGCAGGUAAUUUUUUGUUUCAUGUUUAUUUAUUCCUCCAUGGAUUACCAGCCAUAUAUAUGGACACAUGCUGUAUUCUCAAGAUCUAUGCUGUUUGGUAGGAAUAGAGAAAAUGAUAUGUUUAGUCUGUUUUCAAAUGGUAUGUCAAAUUUUCUCAUUGUUUAUCAGUAAUAUUCACUACCUUGGUUAUAUAUGAGCAUCUUUAGAUUUUUCUAUAUUUAGCAGUUGCAAAUGUAAAAUGUACAGUAAACUAUUUAUGUUCCUCAUAUUGUACUGUAUUUUUAGCGGUAAAAUACCGGCAGCUGUGGUUGCCAGGAAUUUACCGUAAAAUGUAUCUGGUCAAAAUAAAAUGCUGUAAUUUGUUAUACAA
This is a messenger RNA of Brienomyrus brachyistius, 3571 nucleotides long. RefSeq lists its product as uncharacterized. Bases 481 to 2022 code for a protein of 513 amino acids. The transcript has 9 exons. The record is from RefSeq and is a predicted model, not a curated record. Lineage: Eukaryota; Metazoa; Chordata; Actinopteri; Osteoglossiformes; Mormyridae.